AUGCAGCAUCACUCCGGAGUGGAGAAGAAAUAUUUUAUCAACCCGUCGCCCGUUCGAGUCGCAUACAACACCGUCAGCUCCACAUUCCCGGACCUUCUCGCCCAACAUGACCCAGACUUCGUCCUGCACAUCGGCAUGGCAGGAGGCCGCGAUUGCUACUCACUAGAAACCCGUGCACAUCGCGACGGAUACCGGAUCAAAGAUGUCGAUGACAGCGACGGCUUCUCAUGCGGUGAGCUCGUCUGGAAGCGCGAGGGCGUCCCGGACUGCCUACUUGUGCAUUGGGAUGAGGACGAUGUGCUGCGCCGGUGGGAGCAGGGGGUCGAACGAGGCCUGGUGGAGCGCGGCUUUCUAACCAGUGGCCCCGUGCCAGCAGGUGCAGUUGCAUCUUCAAAGGGACCCACAGGCCCGAUCAAAUCAAUCUGGGGAACAGUCAAUACGCAGCAUGCGCCGUCCCGUGCUGAGGAGAACAAGAAGAAAGGCGUUGUCAAGCUCUCCCGCGAUGCUGGCCGCUUUCUCUGCGAGUUCGCCCUGUUUGAGAGCCUGAGUUGCAGGUGGGCGGAUGCGAUGCGCUAUCAACGCCCUGUUACCACCGACGCAGCCCCGCCACAGUCGCCCACUUCGAGUGCACCGCCCACAGAAUCCGGUGGAACUGCUCCAUCUUCCGUCGCGAGCGAGGAAGAAGCACAAGACUCGAGCGAGCGCACAACGCCCCACCAUCAUCACCGCCGCCGCCGCCGUGACUUGGCACUCGACCGGCUCGGAAAAGUCGCAUUCCUACACGUACCCGGCUGGACGGGCGUGGAGGACGUCAAACGCGGAGCCAUGAUCGCAGAGGAAGCGAUCCUCGCGCUCGUCGCCAGCUGGGAAGACGGGUACCGACGGGAUCGUAAAGCGAAGCUCGCAGUGCAGCUUUCCGCGCCGCUGAGGGAUGAUGCGAGGAAGUUCACGAGUCAGAAUUCCGAGAUUGACACUGGGACUGAGACCGCGACCGCGACCGCGACCCCUGCCGCGAUCGAAGCGGAGGUUGAUGCCGCGCCGACCGUGGCGGUCGUCAGGGGUGAGGUCACCCUCAUGAAUGGUGUCGGUGUUGGGAUCGAGGACCUAGGAAGGGUCAAGUGGCGGAGUUGA
Molecule: messenger RNA, 1131 nt
Organism: Exophiala aquamarina CBS 119918
Lineage: Eukaryota; Fungi; Ascomycota; Eurotiomycetes; Chaetothyriales; Herpotrichiellaceae
Exons: 2
Coding region: 1-1131 (376 amino acids)
Biological process (GO): proteolysis
Source: RefSeq, a predicted model, not a curated record